AGCUUAACCCUCACAGCUCUGGAUGGUGGGUCUCCACCGAGGUUAGGAACAGCCCUGGUUCGAAUCCUGAUCGUGGACAUCAAUGACAACGCUCCUGAGUUUGUGAACAGCCCCUAUGAGGUGCAAGUCCUAGAGAACAGUCCCCCAGAGUCCCCAAUCCUGACUGUCUUAGCACGGGAUGCAGAUGCUGGCAACUUUGGGAGAGUUUCCUAUGGCUUGUUCCAAGCAUCAGAUGAAAUCCAAAAAACUUUCUCAAUAAACAAAGUCACAGGAGAAAUUAGACUGAAAAAGAAAUUGGAUUUUGAAAAAAUUAAAUUUUACCAUGUGAAAAUUGAGGCCACGGAUGGUGGUGGGCUUUCUGGAAAAGGCUUUGUAACAGUAGAGGUGUUGGAUGUGAACGACAAUGCCCCAGAGCUGACCAUAUCUUCACUGACCAGCUCAGUCCCAGAAAAUGCUCCUGAGACCAUAAUCAGCAUCUUCAGAGUUGGAGACAGGGAUUCUGGGGAGAAUGGAAAGGUGGUUUGUUCUAUUCCAGAAAACCUGCCCUUCGUUCUAAAAUCCACUUUCAAGAAUUUCUACACUCUGGUGACAGAGAGCCCUCUGGACAGAGAGAGCAGAGCUGAGUACAACAUCACCAUCACUGUCUCGGACCUGGGCACACCCAGGCUCACAACCCAGCACACCAUAACAGUGCAGGUGUCUGACAUCAAUGACAAUGCCCCAGUCUUCACCCAAACCUCCUACACCAUGUUGAUCCGCGAGAACAACAGCCCUGCCCUGCACAUAGGCACCAUCAGCGCCACAGACUCAGACUCAGGCUCCAAUGCCCACAUCACCUACUCGCUGCUGCCACCCCAGGAUCCACAGUUGGCCCUCCCUUCAUUAAUCUCCAUUAACCCCGAAAAUGGGCAGCUGUUCGCGCUAAGGGCUCUGGACUAUGAAGCCCUGCAGACCUUCGAGUUCCGCGUGGGCGCCAUAGACCAAGGCUCACCCGCGCUCAGCAGUCAGGCUUUGGUGCACGUAAUUGUGCUGGAUGACAAUGACAAUGCGCCCUUCGUGCUCUACCCACUGCAGAACGCCUCUGCGCCCUACACUGAGCUGCUUCCCAGGGCUGCGGAGCCUGGAUAUCUGGUCACCAAGGUAGUGGCAGUGGACCGCGACUCUGGCCAGAAUGCCUGGCUGUCAUUCCAGUUGCUCAAGGCCACGGAGCCAGGGCUGUUCAGCGUGUGGGCGCACAAUGGCGAGGUGCGCACCACCAGGCUGCUGAGCGAGCGCGAUGUGCCCAAGCACAGGCUGCUGCUGCUGGUCAAGGACAAUGGUGAUCCUCCGCGCUCUGCCAGUGUCACUCUGCACGUGCUAGUGGUGGAUGGCUUUUCCCAGCCCUACCUACCUCUGCCUGAGGUGGCGCCUGACCCCUCACAGGAAGUUGAGGAUGCGCUCACUGUGUACCUGGUCAUUGCCUUGGCAUCUGUGUCUUCUCUCUUCCUCUUGUCUGUGGUGCUCUUCGUGGGGGUAAAGCUGUGCAGGAGGGCCAGGGCAGCCUCUCCGGGUGGCUGCUCUAUGCCUGAGGGACUCUUUCCUGGCCACAUGGUGGAUGUCAGUGGCACAGGGACCUUGUCCCACAACUACCAAUAUGAGGUGUGUCUGACCGGGGACUCUGAGACUGGUGAGUUCAAAUUCCUCAAACCCAUGAUCCCCAACCUGUUUGUUCAGGACGCUGGGAGAGAACUUACGGAAAAUCUUCACUGCAGGGAUAGCUUUGUAAUCAGUUAAGUCAGAGGUUCUCAGCCUACAGUUUACAACCCAGUGGGGGUCGAAGGACUCUCACCGCGGUCGUCUAAGACCCUCAGAAAAUUCUUAUGAUACACAAA
Messenger RNA from Grammomys surdaster, 1871 nucleotides. RefSeq names its product protocadherin beta-4-like. Gene Ontology annotation, biological process: homophilic cell-cell adhesion. Gene Ontology annotation, molecular function: calcium ion binding. Lineage: Eukaryota; Metazoa; Chordata; Mammalia; Rodentia; Muridae. The record is from RefSeq and is a predicted model, not a curated record. Gene Ontology annotation, cellular component: plasma membrane. The annotation marks the transcript as partial. The transcript has a single exon.